GGGCGGGGCGGUCGCGGCCGUAGUGCGUCGCGGGGAGCCGCCCUGCCGGGAAGGAGCCUGAGAGAGAGUCGGCGGCACAAAAUGGCGGCGGCGACGGCGACGGCCGGGGCCGGGGCUCAGGGGCCGGCGACCCCCGCGGCAGCGGCCGGCACGCCGGGCUCCGGUGGCACAGCCCCCGGGUCGCAGGGGGUGCUGAUCGGGGACCGGCUGUACUCCGGGGUGCUCAUCACGCUGGAGAACUGUCUCCUGCCGGACGACAAGCUCCGCUUCACGCCGUCCAUGUCGAGUGGCCUCGACACUGACACGGAGACCGACCUCCGCGUGGUGGGCUGCGAGCUCAUCCAGGCGGCCGGCAUCCUGCUUCGCCUGCCGCAGGUGAGGGAGCGGCCGCGAGCCUCGGGCCGAGGUGGCCAUGGCUACCGGGCAGGUGUUGUUCCAGCGGUUCUUCUACACCAAGUCCUUUGUGAAGCAUUCCAUGGAGCUGUUGGAGACUGUCGUCCUUGGAACAAACAUCUCUGUGUUGCAUCGCUUACGUUUCAGCACGUGUCAAUGGCCUGUGUUCACCUGGCCUCCAAGAUAGAAGAGGCUCCAAGACGGAUACGGGACGUCAUCAACGUGUUUCAUCGCCUUCGACACCUGAGAGAGAAAAAAAAACCUGUGCCUCUACUGUUGGAUCAAGAUUAUGUUAACUUAAAGAAUCAAAUUAUAAAGGCGGAAAGGCGAGUUCUCAAAGAGUUGGGUUUCUGCGUCCAUGUGAAGCACCCUCACAAGAUAAUCGUUAUGUACCUUCAGGUGUUAGAGUGUGAGCGUAACCGACACCUGGUCCAGACCUCAUGGAACUACAUGAAUGACAGCCUUCGCACAGACGUUUUUGUGAGGUUCCAGCCUGAGAGCAUCGCCUGUGCCUGCAUCUAUCUUGCUGCCCGGACGCUGGAGAUCCCUUUGCCCAAUCGUCCCCAUUGGUUUCUUUUGUUUGGAGCAACUGAAGAAGAGAUUCAAGAAAUCUGCUUAAAAAUUCUGCAGCUAUAUACUCGGAAAAAGGUUGACCUGACCCACCUGGAAGGUGAAGUGGAGAAGCGCAGGUACGCCCUCGACGAGGCAAAGGCACAAGCCAAGGGCCUGUUGCCCGGCGGCACCCAGGUGCUGGACAGCGCGUCGCGGUUCUCACCUGCCCCCAAGCCGGCGGAGUCCCCCAAGGAAGGCCAAGGAGACAAGCCUUCCCCACUCUCUGUGAAGAACGCCAGGAGGAAAGUGGAGGGCGUGAAGAGAGCCAAGGCCGACAGCCCGGUGAACGGCUUGCCGAGGGGGCGAGGGGCUCGAAGUCGGAGUGGGAGUCACGAGCAGAGUUACUCCAGGUCCCCGUCGCCAUCCGCUUCUCCUAAGAGAAGGAAAAGCGACAGCGGCUCUACGUCUGGCGGGUCCAAGUCACAGAGCCGCUCGCGGAGCCGGAGUGACUCCCCACCCAGACAGGCCCAUCGGGGCGCUCCCUACAAAGGCUCCAAGGUAAGGAGCUACCGGAGGUCCAAGGACUGCAAGUACUCCGCCCAGAAGCCACACAAGUCUCGGAGCCGGAGCUCCUCCCGCUCUCGGAGCCGCUCACGGGAACGGGCAGAUAAUUCUGGAAAAUACAAGAAGAAAAGUCAUUACUGUAGAGACCAGCGACGGGAGCGUUCUCGGUCGUACGAGCGAGCGGGCCAUCGCUACGAGCGGGACCACCCCGGGCACAGCAGGCACCGGAGGUGAGGGCGGGGUCCCUGAAGGUCUGCCCUUUGGCCCUCGGCAUGCUCACCUCGGCCACUGGCCCUUGGGCCUGACUCUUUCUGGAAAUGGUUGUUGACUCGGGACCGUGUGAUGAAUUUGGAGAUGGAAUGGAGAGGCCAGCAAGCCGCCCUUUAGUGUGGCCCGGGCCUAGCUCACCCCGGCCCGCCUCGGCAGCAGCCCUGCUGGUUGCAAAGGCCGGGUGCGCACGUCCCGGUGGCGUGGCUUGGUGCUACGACAGGCUGUCUCUUCACUUCCGUUCCGAUACUCAAUUACGUUAAACCAAGACAAUGACUUUUCGAACAUUUGCCUAUAUUAGGUUGUACUUAUGUCCGUAUUUUGCAAUGUUUCACUAUGAGAAAAUGGCCUUAACAGCCCCUCGCUCUCUGUCCACGUUGUAAAUAAACAUGUGUUUAAUACAAGUUAAAGCUAUAUAUGAAAACUCAGAACUUGAAUUCUGUCAGCUUAAAACUUGUGUAGAGAAUUCUGAUUUUUAAAAUGUGAAGGUAUUUAGAUCUGUGUUGAAAGUCGUAUAUUUUUAUCUGUGCAAUGCUGAGUGCAGGCCACCAGCUCCUAAAUAGAGAAGUUUCCUAUAUAUGCAUUUUAUGUGGUUAAAUAAACACAAUUCUCUCUA
Messenger RNA from Balaenoptera acutorostrata (minke whale), 2392 nucleotides. RefSeq names its product cyclin L2 (gene CCNL2). Gene Ontology annotation, biological process: regulation of transcription by RNA polymerase II. Lineage: Eukaryota; Metazoa; Chordata; Mammalia; Artiodactyla; Balaenopteridae. Gene Ontology annotation, molecular function: cyclin-dependent protein serine/threonine kinase regulator activity. Gene Ontology annotation, cellular component: nucleus. The transcript is spliced from 11 exons. The record is from RefSeq and is a predicted model, not a curated record. Bases 82 to 1743 code for a protein of 553 amino acids.